Messenger RNA from Parathielavia appendiculata, 1269 nucleotides. RefSeq names its product SET domain-containing protein. The transcript has 4 exons. The record is from RefSeq and is a predicted model, not a curated record. The coding region runs from base 58 to 1125 and encodes 355 amino acids. NCBI's taxonomy places the organism in Eukaryota, Fungi, Ascomycota, Sordariomycetes, Sordariales, Chaetomiaceae. Gene Ontology annotation, molecular function: protein binding.
AUUAUUGAGUCCAACUGCCUCUCUGGCUCUUUCAGACUCGACCUCUAUCCCACCUGCAUGACCGCCGCGAGCAAUAGCAACCCCUGGGCCCCAUGGACGUCCCGCCCCUUUUGCACUGAGGACACCCGCUACUGCGUUUUCACCAACGCGGGUUUCCAGGGCCCGAACCGAGGCCUGAGCAUCAUCGACGCUCCAACAGACGGCACCGGCAAUGUCACAACUGCGGCUGCUUUCUUCGCCGAGCUGCUCUCCUCCCUCCAUCCUGCGCCUGAGACCGCAGAGGAAAAGUCGCCACCAUACCAGGUCCGAGACAUCCCCGGGAAGGGCAAAGGCAUUGUCGCUACACGCAAGAUCUCUCGCGGCCAGGUAAUUAUGGUGGACUACGCGGCUGUCAUGGCUGACGCCCGGUUCCCGAGCCGGGUCAAGCGGGAGCAGGGUCGGCAGCUGUUGGAGGAGGCCAUUGAGAGAUUGCCGGACGCGAAGGAGGUGCUGAACUUGGCCCGGAGCAGCUCUGACCCGGACAAUGUUCCUGUCACCGAAGAUGUGGUGAAGACGAAUUCGUUUAGUGUCAAUAUUGCUGGGAAGGAGUACAUGGCGCUGUUUCCAAGGAUUGCUCGUAUCAAUCACGCCUGCAAACCAAGCGCGCUCACCCACUUCAACUCCACAGCCUUCUCCAACACAGUUACCGCAUUCCACGACAUCCUCCCGGGUAAAGAGAUUACAAUCAGCUACUCCCCCUUCGGCCUGCCCUCCCCGGCCCGGCACAAAAUUCUCCUCGCCAAAUGGGGCUUCACCUGCACCUGCGCCCUCUGCUCCUCCCCUCCGCAUGCCCUCGCCGCCUCGGACGCAAGACGCAACAAGAUUGAGGCGCUGGGUAAAGAAGUGGUGGGGCUGGUCGAGAUAGGUGGGACAGCAGACCUGAAGAAGGCGGCCGAGCUGUAUGCCGAGGUUGUUGAUGCUGUGAAAGCUGAGGGGCUGGUACCGCAUCUGGGAGGGCAUUACGACGUUUUGGGUAGGUUGUGGGCUGCCGCUGGGGAGGUGGAAAAGGGCAAGGGGUGGAUUUUGAAGGGGCGGAAGGAGGAGGAGGGGUAUGAGCGGUCUGCUGCUGGUGGUGAGAGGGUUUGAAGGGGGGUGACUGGGAGGAUAUGGGUAGUUGAAGACCGACCCGGAGUUGCGCAGCUUAAGCGACGGGAAGUUUGGAGGACCGAUGCAACAGAUGUUGCGGAUGCACAUGUGGCAUCACAUUCAAGACAAAUCUGCUAGCAUCUA